This is a messenger RNA of Salvia miltiorrhiza (redroot sage), 2852 nucleotides long. Its product is annotated as probable pectinesterase/pectinesterase inhibitor 58. Gene Ontology annotation, biological process: cell wall modification. The coding region runs from base 247 to 2763 and encodes 838 amino acids. The transcript is spliced from 2 exons. NCBI's taxonomy places the organism in Eukaryota, Viridiplantae, Streptophyta, Magnoliopsida, Lamiales, Lamiaceae. Gene Ontology annotation, molecular function: pectinesterase activity; pectinesterase inhibitor activity. The record is from RefSeq and is a predicted model, not a curated record.
UUGACUGAUUUUUCCCACAUACCAGAAAUAAGCACCUUCUAAUCCAAAAGCAAUUUCCCUUCUUCCCAUCCAAAAUAAUUCAAUUGCGCGUAGUCAAAUUAUCUCGACGCAAAACACCAGUUCUGAUCUUCAUCUUCAUAUUCUUGAUGGAGAAGUCGUGACCCUUUCACGCCCUUCUCCACCCAAACUAUAGAUCAACGUCCAUAAAUCAGAGGAUUAAUUAAUUAGGACGAACAUUAAUCGAAUAUGGGUCAAGAUGCGCCGAAAAAAAUUGCAAUAAUUGCGGUGAGUUCUCUUCUCCUGGUGGCGCUGGUGGUGGGCCUGCUAUUCGUAAGCCACGACGGGAGCGACAACAAAUCGAAGGUGAAAACAUCAUCUUCGCAGAAGGCCAUCACGGCCAUCUGCCAAACCACAGAUUAUAAAGAGACUUGCUUCAAAAGCCUUAACGGCCACAACAGCAGCGACCCCAAAGAGCUGAUCCAAGCGUCCAUGCAGGCCACCAUCGAUUACAUCAAGGCCACUCUCCAUAACACCACCGCCCUCAAACAAGCUCAGACCGAUCCCCGCGCCCGAGCCGCCCUCGACGCAUGCGGCGAGCUCGGAAACCGCGCCAUCGACGACCUCAACAGAUCAUUCUCCAAGUUCAGCCAGUUCGACAUCACCAACGUCGACGACAUCCUCUUGGAGCUGAAGACUUGGAUUAGUGGCGCCAUGACGCACCAAGAGACUUGCCUUGAUGGCUUCGAAAAACUCCAUAGUGACGCUGGAGCAAGAAUGAAGGACUUACUCACCAUCUCCAUGCAAAUGACUAGCAACGCGCUUGCUAUGGUUGCUGAGAUAUCUACAUUUCUAGAGUCCAUGGGCGUCCAAGGCUACCAACAGACUAGUAGUAGUAGUCGUCGCCGUCGCCGUCUUCUCUUCCAAGAAGACCUUGUGGUGGCGGAGCACGGCAGCUGGGUGGAUGCUGAGAAGCGUAGGCUCCUUGCCGUCGAAGCAGCCAAGAUUAGGCCGAACAUCGUCGUGGCCAAGGAUGGCAGUGGCAAGUUCAAAACAAUCAAUGAAGCUCUCCACCACAUCCCUAAACAUAGUAAUAAAACAUUCGUUCUCUACAUCAAAGAGGGGAUUUACGCAGAGCAGGUACAAAUCAACACCACCUAUACACACCUCAUGAUCAUCGGCGAUGGCCCCACCAAGACCAGGAUCACUGGAAGCUUGAACUUCGUCGACGGAGUCGGCACCUACCAAACUGCAACUGUCGCUGUACAAGGGGAUGAUUUCAUAGCUCGAGACAUAGCUUUCGAGAACUCAGCUGGGGCUGCAAAGCUCCAGGCCGUAGCGCUACGCGCGAGCUCAGACAAGUCGAUCUACUACAACUGCCACAUAGAAGCUUACCAAGACACCCUCUACACGCACGCCUAUCGUCAGUUCUAUAAAGACUGCCUUAUCUCGGGCACAAUCGACUUCAUCUUUGGCGAUAGCGCUGCCAUUUUUCAAGGGUGCACAAUGUUAUUUCGAAAGCCGUUGGACAACCAACAAAACAUCAUAACCGCUCAAGGUAGGUUGGACGUGCGGCAGCCGACGGCGCUGGUCCUUCAAAACUGCACAUUCAAAGCAGACGCGGAGCUGCAGGCAGUUAAGAACAAGAUCAAGUCGUACCUGGGCAGGCCAUGGAAGGAAUACUCAAGGACCAUCAUCAUGGAGUCGUUUCUCGACGAUUUCAUCCAUCCGGAAGGAUGGAUGCCUUGGGACAAGACCUUCGCCUUUGAAACCCUCUUUUACACUGAAUUUAACAACAGAGGCCCAGCUUCGCCCAAGGCGCAACGCGUCAAAUGGCCCGGCGUCAAGGAGGUGCCGCCCAAUCGUAUUAAGCGUUUUACCGCUGCAGAGUUUCUCGACGGCAACCGAUGGAUACCUCAACAUAGAGUGCCUUAUGCGGCGGGAUUCAUCUUUCCUGUGCCUAAGGAAGAUCCUAACAUUAAGUACUCACCCAUCUCGACGGAGGAGACGAAAGAUUUGGGAUCAAUAGCUGAAAGAAAAAAGAAAUCCGAUUCUAAUAACUCUAACAAUAACAAAGGAAACGGUGGAACUCCAACUCAUCCACCUGCAUCUCCAUCUCCACCUUCUUUGACUACGACUCCAACUCAGACCCCUGCUACUCCUAUUGCCGCUUCUCCUAGUUACACUCCACAGUCAAGCAUAGCAGCUCCACCGACACUUGCACAACAAGUACCUAGUGGAAGCGUCGUUUCUCCUUCAUCUCUCGAAGUUGGCGUUGGCUCAGACGCCUCGGCUCCUAUUGGUAGCUGGAAUAUAGAAACUGGGGAGUUGAUUAUAGAUCUCUCUCCAGCUCCAGCUCCAGCUCCUACUCCAAGUUCGGAUACAUCAGAACCUCCAAGUCUCUCUCCUGCUUUGAGUCCAUCUGCCACGUCUCCAGCAACCACUCCAGUUCCGACUUUAAGUCCGAUGGCCGCAUCACCUAGCAUCACUCCAGUUUUGGCUUUGAGUCCGCUGGCUGCAUCAUCGGCCAUCACUCCAAGCCGUGCUCCAGCGUCGUCUCCUCAAUCGAGUGCACCUAUUAUGCCAUCUCUAUCUCCUAAGGGCAAUCCGACUUCAACGCAUCUGUCAAAUGCAGUUGCUCCUUCACCUAGUGGUGGUUUGGCGCCGCCUCCUCGGAAAGCUACGACUGCUUCUCCGACUGGCGCUCCUCAGUUUCAGUUAUCACCACAGACCACUCAAGCUCCUACUCUUACUGGUGCAUUGUAGAACUAAUUUAUUAAUUUUUCGGUUUCUGAAACUAUACUACCAAGAAUCAAUACAAUUCAGAAUAUAUAUAAUAUGCACAUAAAUAUGUA